ACUCAGGCAUCUCGGUGUUGGCAGCGGGUCAGGUGAACUUGAAAAGCAAAUAUUUGUUCCUCUUUUGGACAAAUUUAAGCACAUCCACAACCACGUGAUUGAACCAAGUGAAGAGCAAAUAAGCAUCUACCGUAAAUCACUUCAAACUGAUCAAGCAACAGCCGUAGGUGUUGAGUUUGACUGGCACCAGGAGUCAUUGGAAGAGCACCAAGCCCGACACAGCAAUCAAACUCUUGAGCUGUUUCAUGUCGUCACCGCAGUACAUUCCAUUUACUAUGGUGGCCGUAUGGAAGUCAAAGUACCAUUCCUGUACAACCUUUUGGUGGACGGUGGAGUAAUGGCUUUUGUAGUAAUAUCAGAGACCGACAGUCUGUGCAAAGUGCAAGGGCAGUUUCUCUCCCCAAGCAUACCCGGCUACCGUUACUAUACCAAACAGAGGCUUCAAGCCUUUCUCGAAAGUAACAACAUCCCAUAUGAAACAAUCGAUAUUCCACGGUGUUUCCUUGACGUCACAACAUGCUUCGACGAACACUCAACAGAGGGCGCUGAGCUUUUGGAUUUUCUUUCCCACAAGAGGCACUUUCGAAAAGACGGGGUUGAAAGAGAACAGCGGGAAGAAUUUAUGCAACUUCUUCGUCAGAAUGCACACAUGGUCGGGGAAAAGCUAACGGUAACCCACGACACGGCGGCGGUUAUUGUACAGCGUGGCAGUCAAGAGUUUAGCUCCACUCUCGUGUCACAGGCCUAGAAAGAAUUUACCGCCUUUUAUGGACCUCUGGUCAAUUUCUAUGAGGGGCAGUUUAUGACUAAAUGAGCAGUUACAAACAAGAACGGCCCCUUAUAAAUUUAAGUUUUUUGUCCCUUUUGUCGUUGAUCCUUUAUAUAUUUUCGGUGGUCUUUUAUAUAUUUUUG
Molecule: messenger RNA, 912 nt
Organism: Asterias rubens (European starfish)
Lineage: Eukaryota; Metazoa; Echinodermata; Asteroidea; Forcipulatida; Asteriidae
Product: histamine N-methyltransferase-like
Exons: 3
Coding region: 287-748 (153 amino acids)
Source: RefSeq, a predicted model, not a curated record